Durotheca rogersii is the source of this 2297-nucleotide messenger RNA. RefSeq names its product heterokaryon incompatibility protein-domain-containing protein. The transcript has 2 exons. The coding region runs from base 260 to 2143 and encodes 627 amino acids. The record is from RefSeq and is a predicted model, not a curated record. NCBI's taxonomy places the organism in Eukaryota, Fungi, Ascomycota, Sordariomycetes, Xylariales, Xylariaceae.
CCUGUAUAUACGCUCCUGUUGCUUCCAUUCCUUUAGCUAAUUCUUAGAUCGAACAAGACCUUUUCCUUCCAUUUGCUCCUCUUCCCGUUGCUCGUGAGAUAGCUCCUCGCGCGAGCUCUCGCACCAUACGUAGCUCCCUCGAUCUACGUAAUAAUAAUAUAUUUGCGGGCAAUUCCUUUGCUCCUUUCGUAUCCCCAUUCAGAGUCCCCCAGGCGAGCGAUCUCGUUACCUUCGUUUAGUUAUAUGUCUAUAAGAAGCUAUGGCACUUCACGACCUCUCGGUCUACACCAACCCAAUACGCCAUUGGCUACAGACUUGCGAUGAAAAGCAUGGCAGCACUUGUGUGCCUCCUGAAAUCUCAGCACGAUCCCCUGAUGAUGUUCCCGACUGGCUUAUCGACACAGCUCAACGAUGCAUUGUGAGGGGGACAGAUGCACGCCGAUACGUUGCCCUAAGUUACGUCUGGCCGGGACGCAGCAACACGCAGGGGCAAUUACUACUGAAUCGCGAUAAGCUGGGCCCCUUCCAAUUACCAGGCUUUCUACACAAUCACGAGGCGUUGCCCGAGGUUAUUAAAGAUGCCAUGCAGCUUGUCGAACACAUAGGAGAGCGUUAUCUAUGGGUUGAUCGCUUUUGCAUUUUGCAGGACGAUCCGAGGAUCCAAGUCAAAGUCCAGCGAAUGGACAGAAUCUACUCCGGGGCCUACUUGACGAUCAUUGCUGCCGCAGCUCCGGGUCUUUUCAGUGAUAAAAGGCGGAAGGACCCGAAUCGUGGCCCUCACAACGAAUUAUCGUUAAUUGAUAUGCCGAAUAGGAUAAAAGAAGAGGAGGUCAUGAUGAAAGAUCAUUAUGACGGUCUGUCUUGGUCCUACUGGUCAACUCGAGGUUGGACAUACCAAGAACAAAUUCUGUGCAGGAGGGCCGUCUUCUUCCUUAGAACUGAGAUAUUCUGGGACUGUCAACUCAAGAUAUGGGAUGAAGGUACCCUAAGCCCAAGUCAGGACGAAAUUACAAUAAGCCCACCUUGGGCAACGGGCAAACGAUUGGCAUUGUUACGGGAACCAGACUUCAGCAUCUACUGUGACUUAGUCUGUCCUUACAACGAACGCAACUUUUCAUAUCCACAGGACGCAUUGUUGGCCUUUUCAGGAAUUCUUAACACUCUAUGUCAAACGUUCCCUGGUGGGUUUGUUUACGGCAUCCCUCGAUUGUUCCUGGACCACGUUCUAUUGUGGCAGCCAUUUACCAAGGCAGCUCGGAGAAUUGACCGGAAGGAUGGUUCACAUGAUAGUUCCCCAAGUUCGAGCCUUCCAUCGUGGUCCUGGUGUGGGUGGAAAUGCCCCGUGGAUCCGUAUAGCAUGCGAAGUGGUUUCGCAUACCUUGAUCGUGACCAUUGCCGGGAACGAGCAGCUUCUUGGCAAACUCGAAACCUGAUCCAGUGGAAUACAACAAAUGGUAAUGCGGGAGAUGCCCUGUCAAUAGUGGAACCUGUACAGUUGGAAAGACAGUUACCGUCCCUGUCACCUGGGAGCGCCGUUUCGUCAUUGCGCUUAGAACUCGAUAAUAUCAGCUCGUUGACUGGUGCUACAUCCCGAGCAUUUUUCCACCCGGGAGCCCUGUUCGUAGCAUUUGAUAAGAUCAAGGGGUAUAUGCAUGCAAGGGUGAAGAUGUCAGUUUUUGAGAAUGGAAAAUUCAGUUACGGACCCAACUACACCGAAAUGCCUUCUGUGUUGAUACUACAAGAUGAGCGGUGUAACCCUGCGGGGCAUCUUCGACUGAUGAACGACGAACCCAUUGAUUUCAACAACAGCCUUGAACUCAUAGCGAUAUCCACAGGCAGCGCAAAUCAUAGCGACUUUUACUCGUGCUUCGAGGAACUCGUGUACCGUGAAAAUAAGGUCAUUUCAGCUAAUAGGAAGACUGAAAUGUUCUUCAAGGUGGCGAAAACCCAAGGGGACUUUGCGCUCCCUGAGCGUUGGAAGCGCAUGAUGUUUGCGGAAGAUGCUGAAAAGAGAUGUCACUUCUACAAUGUGCUCUGGAUAGAGCGUAAGGACAGGAUCGCUUUUAGAAGAGCGUGUGGCCGUGUGCCACGAGACAUCUGGGAAGCCAAUGCAUCGGGACCAACUCACGUCGUUCUAGGUUAAUAAUGUACUUAGCUGUCACUUGUCCUGGGGAUUUGGACCAAGGAUUUUCUGCUUGCUUGCUUAAGGAACUCAACUGUACAUACCUACAAUUUCCGAGUAGUGUUUUGACUGAGAUGGGGCUUUAUUCAUCCGCCUUUCCUUCUAGUUCAGCAAC